Messenger RNA from Euleptes europaea (tarantolino), 409 nucleotides. RefSeq names its product chromosome 14 C11orf52 homolog (gene C14H11orf52). Bases 1 to 399 code for a protein of 132 amino acids. Gene Ontology annotation, cellular component: extracellular exosome. The transcript is spliced from 3 exons. Lineage: Eukaryota; Metazoa; Chordata; Lepidosauria; Squamata; Sphaerodactylidae. The record is from RefSeq and is a predicted model, not a curated record.
AUGGAAGGGGCGCAGGAGGCUUUUGACCUGAAGGAAAAAAAUCAGAUUCGUACCGAACAGCCUUCCUUUCAGUCAGAUGCUCAGACUUACCCCCUUUGUGGUACCAGAAACAGUAAGCCAAGUCCACAGCACCCAGAAAGCAAGCAGGGAUUUGAUGUCGCUCCAGUUUAUGACGAUGUGUCCGACUUCCCUGUCUACGCCACCGUGAGCAAGCCCAAGCACACGAAGCGUGACGACAGCAACGUGCACUAUGCAGACAUCCAGGUCUUCAGCAAAAUCCGGGAGCGCUCAGCUGCGGAGGUGAAGACCCUGCAGACCCAGAAUGCCACCGAGUAUGCCACCCUCAACUUUCCCCGGGCCACGCCGAAAUACGACAGCAAGAAUGGGACGCUGGUGUAAGAGCAGGAAG